Messenger RNA from Dendronephthya gigantea, 4277 nucleotides. RefSeq lists its product as uncharacterized. Gene Ontology annotation, cellular component: membrane. Gene Ontology annotation, biological process: G protein-coupled receptor signaling pathway; protein phosphorylation. Bases 255 to 4094 code for a protein of 1279 amino acids. Gene Ontology annotation, molecular function: protein binding; ATP binding; G protein-coupled receptor activity. The record is from RefSeq and is a predicted model, not a curated record. The transcript is spliced from 25 exons. Lineage: Eukaryota; Metazoa; Cnidaria; Anthozoa; Malacalcyonacea; Nephtheidae.
AAAUCAAAUAUAUCACAAUAUGUCUUUGGGUGUUUCUUCCUACGAAUAAUAAUGAAACCAAAGUGAAUCUCGUUUCAUUUGGUAAAAAGUUAAAGUUAAAGAUCUACUACGAAAAUAAAUAUAAUAAAUUCAGGGUAAACUUUUAUAACUGGAACAGUUUAACGAAUGCGUUCGUUACCUUUGAAACCUGGCAACAUAUUUGCUUCAGUAUUGAUACACAAUUAAAGUUGUGGAAGUUCUUUAAGGAUGGCCACAUGACUGAUAUUGGGACAUUUGACCUGUCGAAAUCUUAUGUGAUGGAUCAAAGUGCUAGUGAUAACAUCCUAACGUUAGGCGAGUAUGCUUGUUUGAGUGAAUGCACAGCGACUGAUACAUUUCGAGGGAAAAUGACUGAGCCCGACGUGUGGUCAAGAAUUCUUAAAUUCGAAGAAAUUUCGGUGUUUUCAACUGGUUGUGGUAUUACGACAUCUCCUGAUAUUGCCCUUGAACGCACUAAUCCUGUAAAAACGCUCUCGUUCGAAAAUGGUGAAUGUAUCACUGGAAAAGGCACCCGACUAACGACGACCAAAACGCAAAACUCAUCGUUACCAUCCUCACCAGUCCUGCUGUCUCCUUGGAUGAACGUACCUUUUGAACGAGUCCGUGGUGUGUGUAUGCGUUUUAACUACCGUUUGUUGGGAAAGAAUUCAGAACUAACAAUUUAUGUUAAACCAAGAAACAUGAACACGGAAAAACUAUGGUCUGUUAAAAGUCCGCAAGAAAAUAAAUUUUGGAAAAAUGGUCAAGUCUCUUUGGGGCUCGUAACAGAGUUUAGGGUUUGUAUCAGGGCAAAGUUAAGGUCCAUUGCAAGCACGGCGAAGAUUGACAACAUCUUAUUUGUGGAAGAUUACUGUGACCCAGUUCCGUCAAAUUCUCAAGAGUGGCACACCAAAGUGCCGACGAGAAUCUCCGGGUCCAUCAGAUCACCAUAUUAUCCCGGGUUGUACCUGAACAACAUGAAAAGAUCCUGGACAAUUACGGUUCAAGAGGGUCACCAUGUAUUAGUGUCUCUCACAUUCUUAAAUUUAGAAUUUCAUGCAAAUUGCAAAAGAGACGCGGUGGUUAUUAUGAAUAGUCGCCAGUCUAAAAAACGAAUCCGUCUUUGCGGUGAUGUCACUACGAGGAAGCCAGUUUUCAUGUCAGCGGGCAACAGCGUGUUGAUAAUGUUCGUGUCGGAUGAGAGAGAUGUUGGGACAGGUUUUGAGCUUCGUUACCAGGCCAUUCCUGAUACCGGCUUUGACCACUUUUGUUUUGCUAACAGGAUUCCAGAUUGUCAUCCUAGCGUUGUGUGUUCAAACAUCAGAUCAAAUAACUCAAGGGUUUAUGUCCACGGUAGCGAACUGGUGUCAUUACCAGAGUACUUUCCAGCAUCAACGACUGUUAUAAACUUUGAUCACAAUUAUUUGUUCACGUUGGGUGGAGCUGAUUUGAAAAAUUUAACCCAGUUGGAAUAUCUAAGUUUCAUUGACAAUAAAGUUUCAGAUGUAAACCAAGUAGCGUUUCAAGGUUUGACAACUUUGAGAACUCUACGAUUGUCCCAAAACUUUAUCAAGUCUAUCUCCAAAACUCUUUUCCUUGACCUUUACUCCUUGGAAACUUUGGAUCUUAGUAAGAACAAGAUUGAGGAAUUGAAAACUGGCUCGUUUUCGUCUCUGAAUAAUCUUCGCAUCCUGAGUCUUCGCAAGAAUGUUUUAACACAGUUAAGCGAUGGAGUUUUUAUUGGACUGACGAAUCUUCAGUAUUUAUACCUUGAUAACAAUGGACUAAAAGAAAUUGAGGGUUCUGUCUUUGAUGAACUGACUAAGAUGAAGUCAUUAAUUUUAAACUCCAACCACCUAAAAAUCAUCAAAUCAUCCUGGUUAAGCAAGAAAAAAUACCUGGAAACAUUGGAUGUUGGAAAAAAUAAUGUAAUAGAAAUCGAGUCAGGGGCAUUUCGCGAUUUAAAAAAUUUGGUUCGAUUAGAUUUGUCGGACAAUCAACUUCAAAGUAUUCCUGAAAAUCUGUUUGAAAAUCUCGUUUCUUUACGUUACGUGAAAGUAGAUCACUUCACUCUAUGCUGCUAUGCAAAACAGAAUAAUCCCAGCGUUAACUGUGUCUCAAAGGCUCAUGAUGGUUUCUCAAGUUGUGAUGAACUUCUGAAGAAUACAGUUCUCAAGUACUCUAUCUGGAUUCUUGGUAUUAUGGCUUUUGCUGGGAACCUAAUCGUCAUUAUUUGGCGAUCCGUCGCAAAGGAUAGCAACAAAGUAAAUUCAUUUCUCUUGACAAAUCUCGCUGUCGCCGACUUUUUGAUGGGAAUCUACAUGUUGAUAAUCGCGUAUAAGGACACCGCGUGGGACGGGGAGUACUUUAAACAUGACUUUACCUGGCGUGCAAGUGAUCUUUGUAUAUUUGCCGGAGUGAUAUCGACUGUCUCCAGUGAGGUUUCAGUGAUAACAUUGACGGUGAUCACAAUUGAUCGUUUGAUCUGCAUUGUCUUUCCGUUUCGAUUUCAUCGCUGGGCCAUGAAGAAGGCUGGAAUUAUUAUGGGCAUUGUAUGGAUGCUAGGAUUAUGUAUCUCCAUAGCACCGUUAUUUCACGACUCAUACUUUUAUGAUUACAAGAAUAAUGUUCACUUCUUUGGUCGUUCAGCGGUCUGUUUGCCGCUUCAGUUAUCGAAAGAACGUCCCUCAGGAUGGCAGUAUUCUGUUUCCAUUUUUCUCUUUCUAAAUGGUUUUUCAUUUAUCUUCAUACUCGCGGCGUACAUCUUUAUGUAUCAUACAAUCGUCAAGGCAGCGAGUGCGGUAAGGUCUACAAGAAUGAAACAAGAUUCUACGCUUGCCAAACGAAUGAUGUUCAUCAUUUUGACUGACUUCUUUUGCUGGUUCCCAGUCAUCAUAAUCAGUAUCCUGGCGUUAACAGGCAAUCUUUAUGACCCUUCGAAACAGGUUUACGCCUGGAUCGCUGUCUUUGUGUUGCCAAUAAAUUCGUCAAUCAAUCCGUUACUUUACACCUUUUCAACGCCGUAUGUUCGUAAAAAAAUUCCAACAGCAAACAGAGCAUUGGCACGAAGACGGCGAAGAGAAAGUAACGAACAUAGUCAUAGUAGACAUUUUACAAGCGAGAACAGCAUGGUUUCAAAUCUUGAUACUCGUAAUACAAUAACUCCACCGCUAAGUACUCCUCGGUCAUUUCGCAAGCUGGAAAUCAUCAAUGAAGGGUACAGACCCGAUGACAAUAUGGCCGAAAGCGAUUUUACCGAGUCAAUAUCGGACAUAGAAUAUCGCAUAAAGAUGGUCGAGGACGUAAAGUAUUUCUCUGAUGAUGGAAAUGGCGGUAUGAAAUACUGCCUUACUGUUGAUGAUGACGGGGAGGAGAUACCUUGUGGUAUUCAUGUUUAUAAGAAUGAAUAUGAAGAAGCGUGGAAAACGACAACUAGGAUUCUUUUCUGGUUAUCAAUGGAUGGUGGACAUGAUAAUAUCUUGCAAUUCUUGUGGAGCGCUAAAGGGGCCAAGAUUUUAAUUGAGAGAGGCGACUCUUUGGCAAGUACCAAGUUGGAAAAAAGACCUGAUGAUUGCGUGAUAUGUUUUGAACUUCCUUCGAGGCUAACUUUGAAGAAAUUUCUCCAACUGAACCACCAUGAUAUCACUGAAGAAACUGUCUGCCGUAUUCUAAACGAUCUUAUUGAAGCGAUUGAUUAUCUUUCGUCAAAACAAAUUGUUCAUUACGCUAUUCUUCCCGAAAAUAUAUUUCUCGUCGAAUCACCGGAGUUUACAGUAGAAAGCGCCGUACUUGGAGGACUUUGUGCAACCAAAUUUAUUGCGAACUCUUCAGAGGGAGAGCAAAUGUAUGAUGAAGCUGGUGGAGAAAAUGCGAAGGACUCUCUGGAAACCAAUGUCACAGCGUUUGGGAAAAUCAUCCAGAUCUUCCUUGAGGCUUGUCCAUCAUUUCAAAAACUCAGUCAAUUGCAUGACAUAAUGGAGUCUUGUUUGGGUGAUAACAAGCCGACAACGUCUGAUUUAUUGGAACAACUAGCUUUGAUGGACUCAGAUUAUCCUUCAAGUGACAAAGUGCUUUGACUUAUUUAUCAUGCCUGGCUCUGUCUUCACUUAUCGCAACACCCAACGUUACAUUUCCAUUAAUUUCAACUGCAAUUUUUUAAUUUCGAUUAUUGUAAUGUAUAUAUCAGUAAAGCAGUAAUUUUUUUGCAACGGUUUUUAAUGUGUAAUCUAAUUACCAUAUGUUACUGAAUUUUCAUAUAU